Messenger RNA from Blepharisma stoltei, 624 nucleotides. The record is from the annotation of a GenBank genome assembly. NCBI's taxonomy places the organism in Eukaryota, Ciliophora, Heterotrichea, Heterotrichida, Blepharismidae.
AUGGAAGCUGAAGAUAAGAUUAAAGAGCAAUACCAAGAAUCAAACUUCAGAGAAACACAGAACCUUGACCAGAGUGUUGAAAAUCCAAGAUCUCCUUUUAUCUUAAUACCGAAAGGGUCUCAAUCUUCAUCCCGAUACCAGACCAUAGAUCCAAAUCAAACAAUUCCUUCUAUAGCCUUUUCAAAUCAAUGGAAAAGUAUAAAAUUCGACAAUAUUAUCAAGCUAUCAAUCCAGAUAAAGUUUCUAGCUUUAUUAGAUAUGUUUGGAUAUCUAAUUAUCUAUCCAUUCAUUCAUCUAUGAAUGAUAUCGUUUAUCUUUUAUGCAAUUUUUGGGAUUGCUUCUUACAUAUAUAUGAACAGAAAAUUGCUCGUUUGCUAUAUUGUAUUUAUUAUUAUUGUACUGUUUUCCAAGGCGUUUUUUAUAGACAAGGUUAAUUGAAUUAUGAAAGCUUUAUUGAUAGCCCAUGGGUUUAUUGAAGGAGUUAUAUUGAGCUACUCAGUUGAGUUUUGCAGAGGGCUUGCAACCUUGAGUCCUCAAGAGCUUCUUGAAGUUAUGAAUUUGAGGGAGAUGAGAAAAAGAAUAGAGAUGUCUCAGAAAAAGAUCUGCAGAUGGAUUUACUUUUAA